AUGUGCCGGGAAGGGACGGGACAGCCUCUCCGUUCCCCGCCGCCCCGGGCAGCCUCUAUCCAGGGCUCAGCCCGGCUCCCCCCGUCUCUCUCCAGCGCAGGUCGUAACCUGAAGGAGUGGCUGCGGGAGCAGUUUUGCGACCACCCCAUUGAGCACUGCGAGGACACCCGGCUGCACGAUGCGGCCUACGUGGGGGACCUGCCCACCCUCAAGAGCUUGCUGCAAGAGGAGAGCUUCCAAAGCCGUAUCAACGAGAAGUCAGUGUGGUGCUGCGGCUGGCUGCCCUGCACGCCGCUGCGCAUCGCCGCCACUGCUGGCCACGGCCCCUGCGUCGACUUCCUCCUCCGCAAAGGGGCCGAGAUCGACUUGGUGGACGUGAAGGGGCAGACCGCCCUCUACGUGGCUGUGGUCAACGGGCACCUCGAGUGUGCCAAGAUCCUCCUGGAAGCUGGGGCUGACCCCAAUGGCAGCCGGCACCACCGCAGCACCCCUGUCUACCACGCGGCACGUGUGGGCCGGGCAGACAUCCUCCGGGAGCUGAUCAGGUACGGCGCAGACGUGGACGUGAAUCACCACCUCACUUCCCGGGUCCCUAGCCUCUCCCUGCGACCCCUCACCACGCUGGUGGUCUGCCCACUGUACAUCAGCGCCGCCUACCACAACCUCCAGUGCUUCCAGCUGCUGCUCCAGGCAGGAGCCAACCCGGAUUUUAACUGCUGCGGGCCCAUCAACAUCCAAGGCUUCUCCCGGGGCUCCCCAGUGUGUGUGAUGGACGCUGUCCUGCGGCAUGGCUGUGAAGCAGCAUUUGUCCACCUCUUGAUUGACUUUGGAGCCAAUCUGAACCUGGUGAAAGUGGAGGCCUUGGGAGUUGAAUCCACGGGAAGGGUCAAAGUCAACCCUGAGGCUCUGCAGGUGUUCAAAGAAGCAAGGGGCCGCACCCGGAGCCUCUUGUCUCUCUGCCGCAUAGCUGUACGAAGAAUACUUGGCAAAUCUCGUCUGGAUCUGAUCCAUAUCCUUCCAAUCCCAGACCCCAUUAAACAAUUUUUACUUCAUGAACACAGUUAAAGGGCAACUGGCUGCUUUCCGGGACAGUUUGAUUUGGUAAAUGAGUGCGCUGAUAAAGCCAGGUGCCAAUCCUAACCCUUCCCCCACAGUGAAAUACUGUAUUGCUCAUGGAGUUCACAUAAUUCCCUGCCCCUGUGAUUUUUCCCCUCCAAAUUUAGGGUGCAGUGAUUUUGUGUGUCUAUUCUUAAGCUACCAGUUAUCUAACUGGUGAUCUCUUGUUUGCAACUGGUUGGGUGAUGAGGCCAGUAAGCGUGUGUGGCUGUUACAUGAGCAAAUACAAUAUAUCCCCUAUAGCUGUUAGCAUAUGUCUGUUUGUUAUGACUCUACCUCUGUUAUUGCUCUGUGUUACACACAACUUGGGUCUCAGUGGAACUUCUGUGUGGGGCAAGUGUCCGUGCUCGAGCCUUUCCUCUUCCUAUAGCAUACAAGGGAGUGUCUCCGCGCCUUGUAAGGGUUUUACAACAGCACUGUUCUCU
Molecule: messenger RNA, 1541 nt
Organism: Aptenodytes forsteri (emperor penguin)
Lineage: Eukaryota; Metazoa; Chordata; Aves; Sphenisciformes; Spheniscidae
Gene: ASB1
Product: ankyrin repeat and SOCS box containing 1
Exons: 4
Coding region: 1-1065 (354 amino acids)
Biological process (GO): protein ubiquitination; intracellular signal transduction
Cellular component (GO): ubiquitin ligase complex
Molecular function (GO): protein binding
Source: RefSeq, a predicted model, not a curated record